This is a messenger RNA of Schistosoma turkestanicum, 307 nucleotides long. Lineage: Eukaryota; Metazoa; Platyhelminthes; Trematoda; Strigeidida; Schistosomatidae. The record is from the annotation of a GenBank genome assembly.
UUGCACGGCGGUAAUUUGACAGUAACGUUACUGUCUUGGCUGUUGAGAUCAUGUGGAAUAAUACUAACAGAAUAUUUUCAAAUUUUCCUCAGUUAAAAAAAAUAUUUGAAAAAUUAUCAUAUCGUCCAAUGAAUACAUUAUCAGAUGAUAUAAAUCAGAUAAUUCUGUUGGGUAAAAUUAAUUAUAUAAAUCUAAAUGAAAAUACUACUACUAAUAAUAAUAUUAUAUACGCAUCUAUUGGUUUAACAACACGUAAUACUUAUAUGACAUCAAAAGGCUAUUCAUCAACUUAUGCACAUCAUAAGUA